Molecule: messenger RNA, 2082 nt
Organism: Effrenium voratum
Lineage: Eukaryota; Dinophyceae; Suessiales; Symbiodiniaceae
Source: the annotation of a GenBank genome assembly
AAACGACUGGAGCAUUGACGCGCACUCGGAAUGGCAUGGCCUCGGACAGGUUCCAGGAUGAGCUUCGGCUCUGGGAGGCAGAUGCUGAGCGCGUGCGCAAGCUUGUGGCAGAGAUCCCUGGUCCCUGCGUCUUGAACCUGGCAGAAGAGAACAUUCUUUCCUUCGGGCAGGGCGACUGGGCCUUGAUCGAGCGCGAUGUGGCCGCAGCCUUCUCGCCAGAUUUGGCGAGUGUCAUCUUGGACUGUUUUCGGGAAGAGGUCCAGACCUGUUUGGCGGUGCGGCGGGAGCUCAUCAAUUUCAAGAAGCUGUGUCUGCAUUUGUGGCAGAGCGCCACUUCCGUGGAGAAGGACCUCCGGCAGCUCGCUAGCUUUUACUACACGGAGCUGGUCGGGGAUCCGCUUGGGGCUGAGGCAGGCGACACAAGCGACACGCGCGCAGUACGCCGGGCGAGAUAUGUGGACAUGGCCAAUGCGCUGAACGAGUGCCGGGGUGCGGUGGCCGCGAUGUUCGACGCGCGGCACUUCAGCAAGGCAGUGUGCAAGUGGCCAAGGCAUCCGGCCAGCGGGGUGCCGUGGAAGUUUGAAGCGCUGCCACAGAGCCUCGAGCUCUGGAAACCGCUGGAUCAAGCGCAGCACUUCCUGGAAAGCUACCACCUGUUGGAUGCCUACUAUGCGGCUGUCCACGAGGAAGCUGACGGAUACGCUAAAGCAACCCGUCCUCCUUCCUCUUCCAUCAGGCCCUGGAAAUCGGAGCGGGACUUUGUAGAGUCUGACAUAGGUCCUCGGAGCCUUGGAUCCCUUCUCGCUGCAGUCCAGGCUGGGCUUCAGUUGCCGCAGCAGGCAGCUCGAUACAUCGAGCUGGUGCUGAUUGCGCGAGGAGCUGCCAAAGCGCUUGCGAUUCGGUUGGCUCUGCGCCGCUACAUAGCAGCGUUGCGAGAGGUUGAGGCGAGGGCCAGCACCCUUGAGCAGAAGCUGAAGGUUCUUGCGGGGGAAGAUCCAUUUGCCACGCCGUUGACUGACACAGCGGUGUCAGCUGGGCUGCACCUCCACAGCAGGCGCCACUUGCUGGUCAUCAAAGGAAUGCUUCCGGUCGUGAGCGAAUUUCUCCGCUGGCUUGACCCUAUUGCUGACAUGAGAAGUGAUGCUUCUCGACUUUUCGUCUCAGGCUCCAAGGGCGCCGCAGCCUUCGUGCCCAGAGGCUUUCCAGAUUUGCUGGCCAGGCAUCGCGCAGCAGUCUCUCUUGGAGGCCACCGCGAGGCGAUGCUCGCAGAGUUGGAGCCUGGGGGUUCUGGCUGGCCCAGAUCAGCGCGCCCAGCCAAUGAGGCGCAUGCGAGCGCUUGCCGCACCUGUGGCGUGAAGCUCAACCGUUUGUGGCUCCACAGAGGUCUUUGCCUUUUGUGCGAGUCCAAAGUGCGAGCUCAAGGGCGCUGUCCCUAUGGAGGUGAGCGAUGUGGCAGCCGCAGCUUUUGCCCACACGACAAUCGAUGCGUCGUUUGCGAGCAAUGGUCCUGUGAGAGAUGCAAGCUACUACGCGGUGAUGGGGAAGAUGUAUGGCAGCUUGUAAUGCAGCGGCAGCCGAGCUUUGUCUUCUUGGACUUUGACCGAACCCUCUGCACCACAAAGGCUGGGGCAUCACCUUUGCAAGGCACCCACUCUCUGGAUUCAGAUCUGGUGACGGUCUGCUGCCAGCAUCGCAAGGUCCUCAUUGUGACGCGCAGUCCAAGGAGCGAGGACAUUUGUGUGUUCCUUCGGCAGCACGGUGUCCGUGCACGCCUGCUAAACCGCGAUGAAAUCCAGUUUGAUCAUCAAGCUGACGCAGGCGGCUUGCGUGGAGACGUGUGGGUGCGCAGUGUCAAGAGGGAGGGCUUCGACUCCAAGGCGGCUGUGAUCCUGAAGGAAAUGGAGGCUGAGGCAGAAGCAACCGGCAUAUUCGCGGAUGAUGACAUCAAGGAGCUCACAGAUGAAGCAUUGCGUGGAUUGGUGGAUGGCGGGCGGCUAUUGCGGUUGCUCUUCGUGCGCUCGGGUGGCAAGGAAUGAGGGAGCAGGAAAGUCAGUGCGCGUGCUGGUUCCGAGUUUCCACAGC